Molecule: messenger RNA, 2032 nt
Organism: Spinacia oleracea (spinach)
Lineage: Eukaryota; Viridiplantae; Streptophyta; Magnoliopsida; Caryophyllales; Amaranthaceae
Product: UDP-glycosyltransferase 76H1-like
Exons: 2
Coding region: 36-1433 (465 amino acids)
Molecular function (GO): quercetin 3-O-glucosyltransferase activity; quercetin 7-O-glucosyltransferase activity
Source: RefSeq, a predicted model, not a curated record
GUUUUUUUCAAUCAAGUUUUUCCUAUCUAGAAAACAUGGAAAUUAAGGCAGAGAAAUGCAGGGUGGUAAUGUUGGUGUACCCUCUACAAGGGCACAUAAACCCCAUGUUACAACUAGCAAACAUCCUGUAUUCUAAGGGCAUAUCCAUUAUAAUUGCCUACCCUUCAGAUUUCAACCCUCUUAACCCCUCCAACCAUCCUGAAUUUACCUAUUUACCCCUCAAGGCCGCUGACGUCUGCGGUUUAGAGAUAACAAAUGUAGUAGAUGGAGUUGGGGGUAUUAUUGGGUUUACAGCCGUUCUUAAUAAGAUAUACAAAGAGCCAUUUGAGAAGAGUGUACAAGAAUUGAUGGAAAAUGAUAAUGAAAAUGAAGGGAAGAGAGGGAAAAUAAGGUGUAUAAUAUAUGAUGUUUUUAUGUAUUUUGCUCAAAGCGUGGCUGACCAAUUCAAGAUUCCAGGGAUUAGUUUGAGGACAAGUUGUGCUGCUACUAUCUUGGGUAUUACAGCUACACAUAACCCUGGUUGUAAUUUGCCGGUUCAUGUGCCAAUUGAAUGUUUGCUUCAAGUUCCUGAGUUACAAGCAUUAGAAUUGGAUAAUAUUGCCAAGCACUUGAAGAAAACAAUUCCAAAAUUAAGUUAUGAGAUAAAAGCAGAAAUAACUACAGCAUUCAACAAAUCAACAGCAAUUAUCGUCAACACUGUGGGCUUUUUAGAGUGGGCUGCGAUAAACAAGGCCCAAGAAUAUUUCAAGGCCUCUAUCUACCCGAUUGGUCCAUUUCAUAAGUAUGCUGAAAAUCCAACCAACUCUAAUUCUGUAUUGAAGGAAGACACAGGUUGCAUAGCAUGGUUAAACCAACACCCACCAAGAUCAGUCCUCUAUGUGAGCUUUGGUAGCCUAGCAAGCAUGAGUGAGAAGGACCUGCUCGAGACGGCAUUGGGCCUGGCUCAAAGUAACCAACCCUUUUUAUGGGUGGUUAGGCCUAGGAUGAUCCUAGGAGGGAGAGAUUGGGCCGAGAUAUUACCAUCUGAUGUCAUUGAGAAAAUCAACGAAAUGGGCCUUGUAGUUGGUUGGGCCCCACAGAGGCAAGUGUUGGGCCAUUCUUCUAUAGGAGGGUUUUGGACGCAUUGUGGGUGGAAUUCGACUAUAGAAGGUAUUUGCGAAGGGCUGCCAAUGAUUUGUAGGCCCUUUUUUGGGGACCAGUUUUGGAAUGUUAAAUACAUUAGCAAAGUGUGGAAGAUAGGUAUGGAAUUAGAGGGUGAAAUUGAAAGGGAAAAUGUUGAGAGAAUUGUUAGGGAAGUAAUGGUGGGUGAAGAAGGGGGGGAGAUGAGGAAAAGAGCAUUAGAGUUGAAGGAUGAAGUUGAGUUGUGUUACAAAGAAGGAGGUACUACUUACACGUACAUUAAUCAAUUAGUAGACUUGAUCACUUCUUUUUAGAUAUUUCCGGUUAUUUAAAAUAUGUACCAUGUUAACAUUUAAAACUAUACGAGUAUUAAUUUGUGAUAUUUACAACAAAAUGUUACUCCCUCCGUAUUUUUUAAGGGAUACACUUGGCCGGGCACGGGUAUUAAGAAGAAUAAUUGAAUGAAAUAAAAUAAUAAAGCAAGUGGGGUUGGAUAGAUAUUUUAAUAAUUAAAUAUGUGGGGACCAUGUCAUUUUGGUGGGUGGAUGGUUGGGUGAGUUUAUGAAAAUGUUUGUUUAAUAGGAUGGUGGAUGAUAGGGUAUAUUAGAUGUAUUAUUUAAUUAGAUGGUGGGGUUGAUAAGUUACUAAAAAUGGCAAGUGUAUCUCUUAAAUAAAUACGGCCGGAAAAGGCAAGUGUAUCUCUUAAAAAAAUACGGAGGGAGUACAAAAAAAUUAAUACGAAGAGGUUAAUUUGGAUAUUUUAAAAGAAAGACAGUGAAAAUAGUCAAUAGCUAAAUACAGGAAACUGAUUUUGGAACACCAAAAAUUGAUUUGACACACUAACUUAUGAGUAGAUUCUGGAUAAAUGUGUCUCACAGUAGUGUGCCAAAAUCAAAUUUUAAUUUGCCGAAAU